AAACGACAGGCAUAGGACGCGCAAAACAUUGUUGACUUGUUCUCUUCUUCCCCCUCUCUCCCUCCCUUUUCUAUUUUCUUCUAGUUCAAGUUCAAGAGAGAGAAAGGAAGAGGAGGAAGAAAAAAAACAGAGAUGUCGUGGCUAAGGACCGCGGUGAACAGGGCGGUGGAGGUUGGAGGAAACAACAACAUCACUCGCACCGUCCGGAACUACGCAGACUCCGUUGUCGUUCAUGCUGGCAAUGCCGUGACCGAGGGCGCCAAGAUCAUCCAGGACCGCAUUGGAGCUCGUAAUCUGCAGAGCUUUCGGCUUACAGUCAAGAGAUUGGAGGAUCUCUCAGUGUCCUGUCGAGGGACAGAGAGACUUCAGUUACUCAGAAGGUGGUUGGUUGCGCUUAAGGAAGUUGAUAGACUUUCUCCUGGUUCUCCUGAAGAAUACUACAUUUCCGGCGACUCCAAAGAUUCUCCUCGAAAACCCACUUUGGUUUAUUAUAUUGACCCUGACAUCAGAGGAGAACCAAUGAAUUUUCGCGAUGUUUUCCUUCAUAGUCAAGCUCUAGAAGGCAUGGCAUUGUCGCUGAUUCUUGAAGCACCAAAUGACGAAGAAAUUUUAUUACUUCAGGAGAUAUUUGGGCUCUGUCUUUCAGGAGAUAAGGAGGUUCAUAUUGCAGUAAUAAGCAGUAUACAGGAUAUGGCCACAGCAUUCUCAAACUACGAGGAUGAAGUACUGGCAAAACGUGAAGAGUUGCUUCAAUAUGCUCAAGUUGCGAUUGCAGGGCUGAAAAUCAAUGCUGAUCUUGGAAGAAUAGAUGCUGAAGCCUGCAGUUUAAUGGAAAAAGUUAGCAAAAUGAAGGCUCAUCAGCAGCAUUCAAAUGAGGUUCAAGAGAACUCAUCUGUCGGAAAUGUGGAAAUUGAGGAUCUAAAAGAUGCACUUGGGCAAAUUAAACUAUAUUCCAAAUUGGAGGCACUAUUACUAAAGAAAAAAUAUUUGAGUAAUGGGGAUUCUCCCAAGCUUCACGCUCAAAAGGCUGAUAAAUUGAAAGUUCUAUCCGAGUCUCUUGUUAAUUUGGCUUUAAAAGCUGAAGAGCGUGUCUUAGACCACAGACAUCAGAAAGAAGAGGCUCUCAACUAUCGUGUGGCAAAAGCAAAUGAAGUUUGUGAACUUGAGAAGGAAUUCUCAGGUGAGAUUAAAGAACUUGAGAAGCAAAAAGAUGACCUCGAAGCUGAAUUAAAAAAGGUCAAUACCUCAUUGACUGCUGCUCGUGCACGCCUUCGCAAUGCCAGGGAAGAACGGGAUCAAUUCGAUGAAGCAAGUAAUCAGAUUCUUAUGCAUUUGAAAAUGAAGGAAGACGAACUGUCAAGAUCAGUUGCUUCGUAUAAAAUAGAAUCUGAUGUUGUCACUAGGUGCAUUAAUUUCUUGGAAGAUACCCGGGUUUUCCAGACCACGUAUUCUGAGCAAAAAGAGAAGCAGGUCAAGGGUGAAUUGGAGAGAUAUGGAGAUCAUUUUGUGCAUCUGGUUAUGCAUUUUCUCUCUGGUUACAAGGAAGAGUUGGCUCCUUUUGUUGCUCGUGUUAGGAAACUUGUGGAGAACUUGUGUUCAAGUCAAGGGUCAGGAGUAGCAGAGAGCAUAGAUGAAACUUCAAAAUCAAUAAACCCAAGAAAAAAUCUUGAACAGGAAUACCUAGAUAUCGAAGCCAAGUUCGUGACCACACUAAGCAUAGUGGAUGCCAUGAAAAAACAUUUUUAUGCUGAAAAUGAAGGCGUUUACAGGAAAGAUGAUGAUAAGGUUAGAGGGCUAUUUGAUGCUUUGGAAAAGAUAAAAGAAGAAUUCGAAUCCAUUGAUAGACCAACCUUGGAAGUUGAAACUCCGACGAACAAAUCAAAUUCGACACGGAGCAACGAGCCUCAUUUAAGUCUUUCUCCUACCUCAAAACAGAGCCCAGGAGGAACUCCAGACAGCCGAGAUGGUGCAAAAUGGAAGCAUACCUCAGGUAAGUUAGGGAAGGUUGUGGACAUCCAGGGAGAAAUGGAAAAGCUAGCAUCAGAUUUGGAAAAAGACGGCAGAGAUUCAACGGAAGAGAUUGGUGAAUGGGAGUUUGAUGAACUCGCGGAGCCGAAGACCACCAUCUGAAGAGCAAAGGCAAUACAGUUUAUUCAGUUUGUGGAUUUUAGGCAUGGUAACUGAAAAAGGCAGGUACUUGGUGAUAUUCCAGACUGAAAAACGUUGGAAAAUGGAAAUUCUAUUGUGUGAAGUCUAAAUGCACUCAUAUUUUUACUCUAUACACCCCCUCAACUUUUUUUCUCUAUA
This is a messenger RNA of Tripterygium wilfordii, 2307 nucleotides long. RefSeq names its product myosin-3. Bases 133 to 2130 code for a protein of 665 amino acids. NCBI's taxonomy places the organism in Eukaryota, Viridiplantae, Streptophyta, Magnoliopsida, Celastrales, Celastraceae. The record is from RefSeq and is a predicted model, not a curated record. The transcript is spliced from 18 exons.